AUGGCCCUGACGAACGGAACAGUGACAAACACAGGCCCGCGGGUGUCAGAGGCGAUGGGUCAUGCGGGCAGCGUGCUUGUUGCGACGACGGGGAGCGUGCCAGAGGGCGAACCGCGCGAUGAUCGGUACCUUGGAGAUCCGUUGAGACUCGUGGACUAUAUGAAGUCGUUCAGGGCAGCGCAGGCGACGAGGACGGAGUUGUAUCAUGAGUUUGAAGAAGCUUUGGAUGACUACGUAAAUCUCAAAAUCUCGGUCCCACAAAUCCAACAAGUAAUCAGGGUAUCCCAGGAAGGCUUCCAAGACGUGUCGUCCGAGAUCAUCAUCCUGCACAAACUGAUGGGCUCUCUCGGACAGGACAAUCUGACAGUCAUAAUAGACCGAGUGCAGGACUUGGAGAAGGAGAAGCUGGAGGUCACGGUCCGGUUGCUGCAGGCGCGGAUUCAGGCUGCGGCAGACACGGAGAGGUCGUUUGAGUCGGAGAUUGAGGAGUUGACUCUGAGGCGGGCGGGGUUGAUGGAGCAAAUCAAUGAACAGAUGGAAGAAGCGGCGGCGGAGAUUAUCGAUCUGGAGACGAUGGAUUUAUAA
This is a messenger RNA of Myxozyma melibiosi, 585 nucleotides long. RefSeq lists its product as uncharacterized. Lineage: Eukaryota; Fungi; Ascomycota; Lipomycetes; Lipomycetales; Lipomycetaceae. The transcript has 5 exons. The record is from RefSeq and is a predicted model, not a curated record. The coding region runs from base 1 to 585 and encodes 194 amino acids.